AUGAAUAACACAGAUAACAAUUCCAUCUCUUUGCUACAUAUAAUGUACAAUGAGAUACUAUCUUUGAAGGCAGGCCAAGAAAAGGCCAAACUUGAAAUGAAGGCACAGAUCUCAGAGUUGAAGCUCGAAAUGAAGAUGAGCAUCGAAGAUUUGAAUUUGGAGAUUACAGCUCUCCAGAGCCAACUGGAGAAUAGAAACAUUCCUAACCAACACACUUCGCCUUCUGUCUCUGUCAUUUCUAGUGCUAAUAUCAUCCGCAAACCAGUGAGCAUAUUCCAUGAUAUAACUUUAAAGCAUAUUGUUGUGAAUGAGUAUUGA
This is a messenger RNA of Phycomyces blakesleeanus NRRL 1555(-), 318 nucleotides long. RefSeq lists its product as hypothetical. The record is from RefSeq and is a predicted model, not a curated record. Bases 1 to 318 code for a protein of 105 amino acids. The transcript is spliced from 2 exons. Lineage: Eukaryota; Fungi; Mucoromycota; Mucoromycetes; Mucorales; Phycomycetaceae.